CAGUCGUAGUCGGAGAGUGUAAAGCAAAAGUUGUGUUUUUUUUUGUCCGAAAGCAGCCACCAAACGCGAUUACCCCCGGCGGCCUACUACUGGUGUGUCCUGUGUUGACGAUCGUGUGACGAAACAGUGUCUCACGGCCGACCUGCUCGUUAGGGCCGUGUCCGGCCAACUCUAGAAAUUGUGUUUGUUGAUUAGUUUAUUAUCAGUGGAAGAUGUGAACAACUGAGACUCGAUCGAGAGAGAGAGUGUAUCAACGAAAAGUGGUGCCUAUCAACGUGACCGUAAUUUUCCGUAAUGUUGUCCUUGCUGGUUCGUUGGCCGACCCGUCGACGAGGCCGGUCAUGGAGUCACGAUGUCCUAUUUCCUGCCAGUUUAGUGCUAAUGGUGUUGGUUGUGAAAAUCGGUGUGAUUCAUGGCCGCACGAAACGAGAGUACUCAGUGGAUGAGUUACUGCACCGUACGUUCCCCGUUGGCAUCUCGGGGGAUAUCGAUAUGGAUCCAUGCAAAUCCAGUAGUUUUAUGGGUGAUAUUGCGAUGCCCAAUACAAACUAUGAAAGUGAAUUCCACAAACAAAGACUGAAGGAACAGGCCGUGGAAGCGGAAAAACUUCACAAGCAAAUCAUCUACGAAGGUCUGCAGGUGGAGGAGGAAGGUCUGAUCCGGCCGCCACCUGUUUCAUUCGGAGAUCGUCCGUUGAAACCGAACGGCGCUGACAAAGCAUCGAACGAACGACCGAGCAGGGUCGAUGAUGAAAAUAGCAAAUCCAAGAAAAGACAUCACAAACAUCGACCUCAAAAGCACAAUCCGGACAAAACGAGAAGUGCACAAGUGCAGAAUCCCAGGGUGAAAAGACCUACUUAUAGUAGCAAACAAACAAAUCGUCUGAAAUCGGAGUUAGGCAAACACAGUCUUUCUCACACUGAUAGCAGCCUGAUAAAGCAACGCGAACUGGUGCGGGUUGAAAGUAGAGUACAUCCAACCGGUAAAGUAAACACACCGCGUAAGGUGCGGCGACGGUACGGAGGCAGACGGAAAGAUCGCCCGCAUCAUCGAGCGACGCGGGCGGCCACGGCAAAGAAGGAACGAAUCUGGGACUACGGUGUGAUCCCGUACGAGAUCGACGGUAAUUUCAGUGGCUUGCACAAAGCUUUGUUCAAACAGGCGAUGCGCCAUUGGGAAAACUAUACCUGCAUCAAAUUUGUCGAACGGGACCCGACGGAACACGCAAACUUCAUUGUGUUUACCGAGCGGCCGUGCGGGUGCUGUUCGUUCGUGGGAAAACGUGGCAACGGACCGCAAGCGAUCUCGAUCGGAAAGAACUGCGACAAGUUUGGGAUCGUCGUGCACGAGCUCGGUCACGUGGUAGGCUUUUGGCACGAACACACCCGACCCGAUCGGGAGGAUCACGUGGUGAUCGAGAAGCAAAACAUCAUGAUCGGCCAGGAGUACAACUUCAACAAACUAACCGAGGACGAGGUGAACUCGCUUGGUCAACCGUACGAUUAUUUUUCGAUCAUGCACUACGCGAGGAACACGUUUUCCCGGGGUACCUACCUGGAUACGAUUCUUCCGAUCGAUAUUCCCGGUCAGAAACGUCCGGAAAUCGGUCAACGGUUGCGGCUCAGCGAAGGCGAUAUCACCCAGGCCAAUCUGCUGUACAAAUGUAUGAAGUGUGGCCGCACGUUUCAGGAUCAUUCGGGCGCAUUUACGUCCCCCAGUUACCACUCGAAAACACCACCGAACGAACCGGAACGGUGCGAGUGGCGCAUAACGGCAACCCAUGGGGAGCAAAUCGUACUGAACAUCACGGAUCUCGACAUCCACAAAUCGGAAAAUUGUCGAACGGAUUAUUUGGAAAUACGCGACGGUUACUGGUACAAAUCUCCUCUGCUGGGGCGACUUUGUGGAUCCAAGCGGAACAACAAUCUGGUCAUUUCGAGUGGUAAUCGAAUGAUGUUGACCUACGUGACCAGCUACCGGCAGAUGAGUAUGCGUGGUUUUGCCGCUCAGUACGAAGCCAUCUGCGGCGGUGAUAUCUAUCUGGAACUCGGAGGACGUCUGGAAUCACCCAACUAUCCGGCGGACUAUCUUCCGAACAAGGAAUGCAUUUGGCGGAUUACAGUUCCCAAAGAUUAUCAGGUGGCGCUAAAGUUUCAAUCGUUCGAAGUCGAGAACCACGAUAGCUGUGCGUACGAUUACGUGGAAGUACGCGACGGCCACUCGCCGGAAUCCAGAGAAAUUGGCACCUUCUGUGGGUACAAAAUACCACCCGAUAUGCGAUCUUCGUCCAACAAAAUGUUCGUGAAGUUCGUUUCGGACGGUUCGGUUCAGAAAGCCGGUUUCCUGGCUACGAUCAUGAGGGAGGUCGACGAAUGCGAACGAAAGGAUCACAGCUGUGAGCACGAGUGCAUCAAUACCCUCGGUGGGUACGAGUGCGGCUGUGAAAUCGGCUACGAACUACACAGCGAUCGGAAGUCAUGCGAAAAAGCUUGCGGAGGCGUCCUAACGGCAAAAAGUGGCACCGUCCUUUCGCCAUCCUUCCCGAAGGAAUACCCAGCGAUGAAGGACUGCGUGUGGGAGAUUGUCGCUUCGCCGCAACACAAAAUUACCUUGAACUUCACCCACUUCGAUUUGGAAGGUAACACCUUUUACCAAUCGUCGGAAUGCGACUACGACGCCGUUAGCGUCUAUUCCAAGAUAAACGACGAAGCUAUGAAACGGCACGGAACGUUCUGCGGAUCGAAACUGCCUCCGACCGUUACCUCCGAAAGUAACGUGCUUCGGGUGGAAUUUCGUUCGGAUAAAACCGUUCAGAAGACCGGAUUCGCUGCCGUGUACUUCUCGGACGUGGACGAAUGUGCCGUGAACAAUGGCGGCUGUCAGCAUGAGUGCAAGAACACGGUCGGUUCGUUUGUGUGUCACUGUCGGAACGGUUAUCUACUGCAUGAGAACGGGCACGAUUGCAAGGAAGGUGGAUGCAAGUACGAAAUAACCGUGCCGAGUGGUCAAAUCUAUAGCCCGAACUAUCCGGAUAACUAUCCGUCGAAGAAGGAUUGCAUAUGGCACUUUGCAACGGCUCCGGGUCACCGUAUCAAGCUGAUUUUCAACGUGUUCGAUGUGGAACUGCAUCAGGAGUGCGCGUACGAUCACAUUGUCGUGUACGACGGUGAUUCCCAGGAAAGUCACACGCUGGGACGGUUCUGUGGUGCCAAGACUCCACAUCCGAUCUCGUCGACCUCGAACGAAAUGUACAUGGUGUUCAAGACGGAUUCCAGCGUUCAGCGGAAGGGAUUUCUGGCCACUCACACUACGGCAUGCGGUGGACACUUGCAAGCCACGGCGGACAUCAAUCACAUUUACUCGCAUGUCGGGUACGGUGUCGGAACGUACGACAAUGGAGCCGAUUGCGAGUGGACUAUCGAAGCGGAUUCCGGUCGUAAGGUUCAACUGACUUUCCUAUCGUUCGAUCUGGAAGAGGAAGGACACUGUUCGUACGACUAUGUUGAAAUUGGAAGCGGUUUUGACGACACGAGCGGUCAACUGCACGGUAAGUACUGUGGAAACAGUAUGCCUCCGGAAAUUAUCUCGAUGAGUGAGGUAGUCGUGAUUCGGUUCCGCUCGGACGAUACGGUCGGAUUCAAGGGCUUCUCGGCAUCGUACGUGGCCAUCAGUCCGUUCGACGAUGAACUUUCGACGGACGAGGAAGCCUCGGAGAGUACCGAGUUGGCGGCACCGUUUCCGGGUUCACUGAAGAAUAUGUUCAUCAGCUACAAUGAAGACGAUGACGACGAGGACGACGAUUACGAAGUGUAUCACGGGCGGCGAGUGAACAGCAAGGUGCGGUUAGGGGUUCGCAACGAGAUUAGCUCGGCACAGACUGCCGAUUGAGCGAGUGUGCUGCUGGUCGUCUUUAGUUUCAAUCCGUCAAUUGUGAUUUUAUUUUAGUUUGAUUAAACAUGGAGAGAAAGAAAAAAAAACAAAACUUCAACCGAGUGCCUGUUCAUUUUGCGAAACAUACGAUUGUAGUGCGAAUUGCAAGAAUGAUCUAGUUCCUGGAUUAUUUUAACUGAUAGUUUAGCUAUAAUUUCAUAUUUAAUGACAAUGAUCUGAACAACUAUAGGACAUGCAAUAACAUAGACUGAAAUAGCUGUAAAUAAAAUAGAUGAUUUCAUUCUUCUUGAUGCAUGAACAAUAAGACGAGAAAA
Messenger RNA from Malaya genurostris, 4205 nucleotides. Its product is annotated as protein tolkin-like. The record is from RefSeq and is a predicted model, not a curated record. Gene Ontology annotation, biological process: proteolysis. Gene Ontology annotation, molecular function: metalloendopeptidase activity; zinc ion binding; calcium ion binding. The transcript has 2 exons. Bases 295 to 3888 code for a protein of 1197 amino acids. Lineage: Eukaryota; Metazoa; Arthropoda; Insecta; Diptera; Culicidae.